AGAAAGCGAUAGCGGAUGUGCCGCAGGCAGCACCACAACACCUGCGCUCGAGAAGCAGCGGGGUGCGGGAGUUAUCUUGCCGACAGGACGCGCCGACUGGGCGAGCGCGCAAUGGCCAUCUAGAGCUUCCGGAUACCGCCGACCAAGGAUGAACCUGCCGGCCUAAAAAGGACACCUGAAAGGCGACCUGCGGAAUGGCGAAAGUUAACUUAAAGGAGCUACCCAUGAAGGGACACUACUUCUUCUACUACUCGGCCUUAUCCGGCUUCUUACCAUUCAUCGGAGUGCUGCUCAAGGAUCGCGGCGUGUCGCCUGCCGAGGUGGGUCUGGUCUACACCGUGGCACCCUUCUUUUCGGCCGCGUCCAAGCCUAUCUUCGGGGCCCUCGUGGACCGCUCCAGGAAGAUAAAAGCGGUCCUCCUCGCCUUUCUUAUCUGCAUCACGGCUUCCUUCGCCGUCGUAAACUUUCUACCGCCCGUCCCAGGAGACCGGGAUUCGGAAAGCUACCUUUAUCGCAAUCAUAGUUCUAUUGAUUGGGGUUUAGAGAAAGUGACGAACAAUGCCUACAUCAUUCCAGUGUCAAGCUCGAAUUUAAGUUAUACCACCGGACAGACCCUCACGUGCAAUGUGUCUUGUCUCUGCGUUACGGACGAUGCGCAGGACCCGUGCUUCCGAAAGGCGGCAAGCUUCUUGUCGGAUCUCAAAAGUGCGAACGUUACUCUUGAACUACCGGUUUCAAUAAACGCGUCCACGUGCACUGCACAGUGUUCGGUAGACGACACGGUGAGCACGUUCGGGUCAGCCAUCAAAUCGUUCAUCUUCUGGCUCUACUUCAUCUUCGUGACUGUCAACUACGCCGCCAUCGGAUGCGCCAACUCCCUCACUGAUGCAGCCUGUUUCGAACUGCUGGUGAGCGAAGGCGAAGACUCGAAGGACCGCUUCGGUCGCCAGAGGUUGUGGGGAACGGUGGGCUGGGGAAUAUUCACCGCUGCCAGCGGCUACCUCAUCGACUUCUGCAACGAAGGCGGGAAGACGGACCCCGUGGACUACUCCGCCGGUCUGUACGUUUGUGCGGCGCUCAUGGUAGCAGACGUCGCCUGCGUGUACGCGUGCGACGUAAAGAAGCAUCAGAGUUCCACAGCCAUCGCGAAGGACGUGUCCAAACUCGUGCUUCGCGAUGGCCGCGUGGCGGUACUCUUGCUGGACGCGACCAUGGGCGGCGUGCUCGUGGGCAUCGUGUGGCAGUACCACUUCUGGUACCUGGAGCAGCUGGGGGCUUCGUCGGGACUCAUGGGCGCCUCUGUGGCGGUGCGAAGCUUCGGCGAGCUGCCGGUCUUCUUCUACGCGGGUUGGCUCAUCGCCCGGACCGGGCACGUGUUCGUGCUUCGGGCGGCCCUGCUGGCCAUGGCCGCCACCUUCGGACUGUACUCGGUUAUCGUGGACCCGUGGGUGACGCUCGGCGUCGAGGUGCUCCUGGGUCUGGCACUGGGGGCCUUCUUUUCGGCGCUGCCUUCCUACGCCGAGAAGAUAGCGCCUCCGGGAACGGAAGCAACGACGAUGGGUCUCGUGACCGGGUUCUUCGAAGGAUUCGGAACGGCCCUCGGAGGCAUGAUAGGAGGAGCGGGAUUCCAGUGGUUCGGCGCCCGAAGAACCUUCCAGGUGGUGGCCGCCUCGGGCCUGGCCUGGUGUCUGCUCGCCUACCUGCUGGACGCCCUCCUACGGCUCGCCGCCAUUCCCCGACGAGGGACUCGAGCUGCUCGAGCGUGGGCUGCGGCGUCCAGCGACGCGGGCGAGAAGACGAGCUACUCGUACUCCUCCGUGAGGGCCAGCGAGCUGGCCUCCUGUCCUUCCUGAAGUGCCCUACUCUUAUCUCUUAUCUCUCUUGACACUCCCCUAUCCUUCCAACUGGCCGGUGCUACAGCGGCCCAGAGUGGACCCAGGAAGGACCUUCAUGAUACUAUGCGCCGGGAAACUGAGGAAGAGAUGGAGUCGAAAGCGGGCAGGGACCUCAGAACUUCUGAUUCGAAUGAUCAGUGGUAGACCGAGCUAGUCGUUUUUGUCUCCACUGCACUCGUAGAACGCGCUCGAAUGCAGGAGCCGGACGCCUGCGUUCCGCACGUGUUCGACGAGUGCAGUGGACUGGAGACAAAGGGUGCCCACCAGGGGUUUCCCCAGGAAUUGAAGUAAGGGGGGUGUCUAAAUUUUUAUUGGGGUGGGGAAGGGGGCAUUGAGAAUAAAGGAGCCGUUGGGAAUUUAGAAAAACAAGGGGAGUCUACACCCCCCUAGGCGUAGGAUUUUGCGGGGCAUCGGGGCUCGCCCUGGUGUGAUCCAAGGGGGCGAGAGGGGGGUACCCCCCCCCCCCCCGGGCCUGGGCCAUGAUCCUUACCGAGACGCUGUUUAGGUGUUAUGUAACGAGCUUCUAUAGUAGUGGCAUGUAAACAAAAUAACGCCCACGUUGCCUUUAUUCACAAAAUACAUGGGAAAUGGAAUCCCAGCGUGCUUUCAUUAGCUUCAAUCUCCAGUUUUGGCGAAAAGGUAACGCGCAGCACCCCCCCUCCUUAGGAGGUGUGUAGAGAAAUCACUGGUCUCCACUGCACUUGUGGAACACGUUCGAAUGCGAAAGCCAAACGCUGGCGUUUCGGCUCCUCAAGUGUUCGAACGGCGCAGUAGACCCAAAGGCGGCUAGCUUUAGCUCUACCCAUUGAUCAUUCCAACCAGAGACCGACGUUCUGACGUACCGCGCGGGCUCCCGUCUUCUCCUUUCCCACUUCGGUCGUCGGGGCCGGGUUGUCGGCAGUCUGAUACUUUAGCCCCGUGUUCCAGGGGAUAAUAGGCAGCCCACGAAUGGUAAAAAAACAAAAAAAAAACAAAAAACAUGCUUUUUUCGUUGAAAGGGUUUAUGAAACGAUAUCUGGUUGAAAUGUUCACGACUUUGCAGAGGCGUACUGGUCCUAGUCUGGCCCAAGUAUACUCGCACAGACCGCCACUGAUUCAGAAGUUUCUUUGUCGCAGUGAAAUUUCGAGGAUAAAAGGAGACUUCCCUAGAAAAAAUAACUAAGGCAAGCAUUCUUUUUUUCUUUCAGUUAUUAACGUUACGGAGUGGUUCUAAGUAGUAUUUAGCGAAACUAGAAAACUUAAAACAGUCUGGUUGGAAAAAGGAUGUCAUAAAAGAAAUUUAUACCGAAAAAAGAGAAACCUUUGGAGCUAUCUUUACGGCGGGAAACGAACUUGUAGACGCCCGCGGGAGCCCGCGGAAAAGUAGCAACUUGCAGUCACGUGAC
This is a messenger RNA of Ixodes scapularis (black-legged tick), 3280 nucleotides long. Its product is annotated as major facilitator superfamily domain-containing protein 6. The record is from RefSeq and is a predicted model, not a curated record. The coding region runs from base 195 to 1853 and encodes 552 amino acids. NCBI's taxonomy places the organism in Eukaryota, Metazoa, Arthropoda, Arachnida, Ixodida, Ixodidae. Gene Ontology annotation, molecular function: transmembrane transporter activity. Gene Ontology annotation, cellular component: membrane. The transcript is spliced from 4 exons.